AUGGCGAAUUAUUUUCGUGGAUUUUGGCAAGCAAAAGUCUCCCUUCUAAAUGAUUUCAAACAAUUUGGAGUGAUGGAAACUUUGAAGAAGGCUUUUAAACUCAGAGAAGCCUGGUGGGAAAAGGGGGACAAAGUUCUUGUUGGUGUUGAUAAAUACGGAAACAAGUACUGGGAAACCACAAAACCAACUGAGUUGAACCGUAAUCGUUGGGUAGAGCUUGCUCGUAAAGAUCUUAUUUAUGAUGCUUCGGACAUUCCUGCUGAAUGGCAUAUGUGGAUUCAUAGACUAAGAGAUGAACCUCCAACGGAAGAUGAAACUAAUAGAAAAGGGUUUGGAGUUAGACGUGCUCAUCAACCUAAUUGGUCUGGAAAUCCGGAGAAGAGACACUACCCUCCUGGACACUUUUUCAACCCAACUCAUAAGGACGUUUCAACUUUGGCUUAUGUGGACGCCCCAGAACAAGAAUUCGUAAAGAGAGUUGAGCAACAAGCAGCACAACAAGAAAAAACUCCUGCAUCAUCAUCAUCGCAACAACAACAACAAUAA
This is a messenger RNA of Naegleria lovaniensis, 546 nucleotides long. RefSeq lists its product as uncharacterized. The transcript has a single exon. The record is from RefSeq and is a predicted model, not a curated record. Gene Ontology annotation, cellular component: membrane. Lineage: Eukaryota; Heterolobosea; Eutetramitea; Acrasida; Naegleriidae. Gene Ontology annotation, biological process: mitochondrial respiratory chain complex I assembly; response to oxidative stress. The coding region runs from base 1 to 546 and encodes 181 amino acids.